This is a messenger RNA of Cryptomeria japonica (Japanese cedar), 1289 nucleotides long. RefSeq lists its product as uncharacterized. The record is from RefSeq and is a predicted model, not a curated record. Bases 222 to 992 code for a protein of 256 amino acids. Gene Ontology annotation, cellular component: nucleus. Lineage: Eukaryota; Viridiplantae; Streptophyta; Pinopsida; Cupressales; Cupressaceae. The transcript has 3 exons.
CUUCGUGGCAUUUCGAAAUUAAAACUGUCAAAAGGAAAAUCAGGCUACCUAUUUUUGCCCGGCCCAUACCCUCUUAUAUUCCAUAGAGCUCGCACGUAUCUCCGUUUCUCGAGUCUUGGUUAUGAGAUGAAAUCUGUAUUUGAUAAAGGAAACUUGAAUUGAAGCCAUUGAAUUUCAGUGAAGCUUCUGAAAAUCUGAUAUCGAUGUAAUUGGCAAUACACAUGAUGGGUGAAUCGAAUAAUAAUUUAACAAAAAGAGUACAGUCACUGGGAUGGCUUACAGAAUCAGCUGCUCUACCCAAAAAGCAAAAGGCCAUAGAAGGAGUAGGUGUAUCAUCAAUAGUGGAACUGAGGGCUCAGCUCUACAAUACGCAGGAGGAAGCAAAACGUGCGAAGGAAGGUGCCCCUGAUAAUGCUGAUUUACACCGUGCAAGGAAGAAGCCUGUGCAUAAUGAUGUUUUUUCCAAUAAAAAUUCUGGUGUUGAAGUUCGUUCUCAUAGAGAUAAACUUCAGUUAAAGGCUGUCAAUGAUGGAUCAGCUAGUUAUGCUGCUUUGGAGAAGAAAGCAGAACUCUAUUCAAAACUAGUGCAAGGUGAACUUCCAGAUGAAGAAGACAAGGAGAAAUACUGUGUGGAUUUUCUCAGCAAGGGUGUUUCAGAGGACACGGAACGGUUGGAAGUGGAAAACAAAAAUGAAGCCACUGAGAGUGGCAAUAGAACCGAUGAUGCCAUAUCAUUUUCAUUUUCAGAUGGACAACGUGCAGGCAUUGGUUGGACCGGAUAUUCAGGAGUUGGUGAAGAGCAUAAGAGAUUAGUAAGGGAAGUAAAUGAAGAGACUACUGAAGCCAGGGAAAAAGCUUCUAUCUUAAAGCAACGGCGACAAAUUCAAGCUGAAAAAAAUCGUGAGAAAUUGCGGCAGGCAUUCCUUAGGAAGCAGAUUGAAAAAUUAAAAGCUGCCAAAACAGAAGAAAAUACUCAAUUACAAGAUUCUUAGUGCAAUCAUACUAUCAUAGGUGGUGAAAACAACUGCGGAGUUUCUGAAACCCAAAGUAUUUCGAUGGAAUUCAUCACUGAGCUUAUACUAUGAAUAUCUAUAUAUAUGCACUAUCUCUCUAAUCGAGAUGACCAAGCAAGAUGGAAACAAAGAUUAUCAAUGGGUCUGUUUGAGAGAGAGAAUGUUGUACUUGAUCAUUGUAAUACGCUACUUGAAUGUUUUUAUUUUCUUCUAUUUUCUAAACCCAGAAAGUUUUCGGUUGAUUAUUCUGAAUUUUAACUAAACCCAGUUUGCUCA